This is a messenger RNA of Baudoinia panamericana UAMH 10762, 2064 nucleotides long. RefSeq lists its product as uncharacterized. The transcript has 6 exons. The record is from RefSeq and is a predicted model, not a curated record. Gene Ontology annotation, molecular function: FAD binding. The coding region runs from base 1 to 2064 and encodes 687 amino acids. NCBI's taxonomy places the organism in Eukaryota, Fungi, Ascomycota, Dothideomycetes, Mycosphaerellales, Teratosphaeriaceae.
AUGGGAAGCACGUACGAUGUGCCGGAGAGCAACGUCGACGUUCUCAUCGUCGGUGCGGGACCGGCCGGUCUCAUGAUGGCAACGUGGAUGGCGAAAUGUGGCAUCAACGCCCGGAUCGUCGACAAAAGAGGAACCAAGAUCUUCAAUGGUCAAGCCGACGGACUGCAAUGUCGCACCCUCGAGAUCUUCGACUCCCUUGGCUUUGGGCACCGCGUAUGGCGGGAAUCGAACCAUAUGUUGGAGAUCUGCUUAUGGAACCCCGACGAGAAAGGGAUCAUUCGUCGAGGCGACCGCAUCCCAGAUACAAUUCCUGGCAUCAGUCGCUUCCAGCAGGUUGUGCUUCACCAAGGUAGGAUCGAGCGGUACUUUCUAGACGAAUUGAAAGGUUGUAGCGAUCUCGAGGUUGAGAGAGGUGUUGUGCCGGUCGAACUUACCAUCGAUGUGUCUAACGUUGAGAAUGUCGGCGCGUGUCCGGUUACCGUCAAGUUACGGCAUUUGUCAGAGGAGGAAGCGACCCCGAAGCAAUCGGCGACAUCUGCAAACGGCCAGGCGGUGCAGGAUGGCCUCUUCCGCAGCAAUCUUACGGCAGAUGACACUGCUGAGCUCCUAAAGGUAACCCAGCUAAGCUCCAAGGCCGAUACGGAAGAGAUCGUUCACGCGAAAUACGUGCUCGGCGCAGACGGCGCCCACUCGUGGGUUCGUGGUCAGAUUGGACUGCGCCUGGAGGGUGACUCGACCGACUACAUUUGGGGUGUGCUUGAUAUCGUACCGAUAACAGAUUUCCCCGACAUUCGGAUGCGUUGCGCGAUCCAUUCUGCCAAUGCAGGCAGCGUCAUGGUCAUUCCGCGUGAGAACAAGCUCGUCCGACUAUAUAUUCAGCUGACCACGACCGAGAAGAUUGGCGAAGGUGGGAGCAAAGCGGACAGAUCGAAGAUCAGUCCUCAGGUAAUUCUAGAGUCCGCACAGCGCAUCAUGGCUCCGUACAAGAUCACGUACCGGAAGUUGGACUGGUGGACUGCGUACCAGAUCGGACAACGCGUCGGAACGAAGUUCUCUGUUCACGAGCGGGUGUUCUUGGCCGGCGACGCUGUGCAUACCCACUCUCCGAAGGCCGGCCAAGGCAUGAACGUUAGCAUGCAAGACACAUUCAAUCUUGGCUGGAAGAUAGCCAGCGUGGUGAAGGGCAUCUCAUCGCGUUCGAUUCUGAAGACGUAUCAGUCUGAGCGUCGACGGAUCGCUCAAGAUCUCAUCGAGUUCGACCGCAAAUUCUCCCGUUUAUUCUCGGGACGCCCAGCCAAGGACGUUAUGGAUGCAGAAGGCAUCAGCAUGGAUGAGUUCAAGAAGGCAUUCGAGAAGGGUAAUAUGUUCGCAAGUGGUAUUGCUGUCGAUUACGGUGCCAGCAUGAUCGUUGCCAAGCGCGGCGAUACCAGUGACCAAGGAGACGGUACCGACGUCUCUGUGAAAGACCCUAAACUCCGCGUCGUCUCAGACCAAUCGCUAGCGGCCGGCAUCGAGGUUGGCAAACGCAUGCCAAGCGUCAAGGUCCUGAAUCAGUCCGAUGCCCGACCAUGGCAUUUUCAGGAGCUGCUUCCGAGCAAUGGCCGCUGGCGUGUCGUUGUCUUCCCUGGCGACAUACUCAAGUCAGAUCAAAAGAAGAAGCUCGGUGAGGUCGGCAAAGCGUUCGAGAGCGCGGACUCCUUCCUCCACCGCUUCACACCUGGUGGCGGUGCGUUCAACGAGGUCUUUGAGAUCUUCGCUGUACACAUGGCUCCCCGACAGUCAGUCACCAUCUUCGACUUCCCGUCAGUCUUUCGACAUUAUGACGAAGUUGAUGGUUACGAUUACUCGAAGAUCUAUGCGGAUGAUGCAUCGUAUCAUGAAGGGUUUGGAAAGAUGUACGAAACUUUCGGUAUCUCGGACAAGGGUUGCAUCGUCAUCCUUCGGCCUGAUCAGUAUGUCUCCUACGUUGGGCCCAUGGAAGACACAGCAGCGGUCAACAGCUUCUUUGAGACCUUUAUGCUUCCUCAGUCGCACAGAAAUGAGCCCCCGGCGGUCGGCCGGUAG